This is a messenger RNA of Ostertagia ostertagi, 2241 nucleotides long. Lineage: Eukaryota; Metazoa; Nematoda; Chromadorea; Rhabditida; Trichostrongylidae. The record is from the annotation of a GenBank genome assembly.
AUGAGUGACGAUGAGGAGCCAGUAUCGGGUAACAAGCCUUUGCGCUUGCCAAAGAAAGCUGCGAAAGUCAAGAAUAAGGCUCCAGCGCAGCUCCAAAUCACAGCUGAGCAGCUUCUUCGUGAGGCUAAAGAGCGUGAAUUGGAGUUAAUUCCUUUGCCUCCUAAGACAAAGAUCACUGAUCCUGACGAGUUAGCUGAAUUUCAAAGGAAGAAAAGGAAGGAGUUUGAAGAUGGAAUCCGUAAAAAUAGAAUGCAAAUUGCAAACUGGAUCAAAUAUGGAAAAUGGGAAGAGUCAAUUGGUGAGAUACAACGUUCACGAUCAGUAUUCGAACGCGCUCUCGACGUUGACCAUCGUUCGAUCACCAUUUGGUUGCAGUAUGCUGAAAUGGAGAUGAGAAGCAAGCAAAUCAAUCAUGCACGAAAUAUUUUCGAUCGUGCAGUAACAAUUCUACCACGGUGCAUGCAGUUCUGGUUGAAGUACUCCUACAUGGAGGAAGUGAUUGAAAACGUUCCAGGCGCAAGACAGAUUUAUGAACGCUGGAUGGAAUGGGAACCAGAUGAGCAAGCAUGGCAGACAUACAUCAACUUUGAACUGAGGUACAAAGAAAUCGACCGUGCACGCUCGAUAUACCAACGGUUUUUACAUGUUCACGGAACAAAUGUCAAUAAUUGGAUAAAGUACGCACGAUUCGAGGAGAAACAUGGUUACGUGGGCAACGCAAGAGCGGUCUACGAGCGAGGGAUGGAGUACUUUGGAGAGGACCACAUCAACGAGAAGCUCCUCGUAGCUUUUGCUUUGUUUGAAGAGAGGCAGAAGGAACAUGAGAGAGCGCGGGUUAUCUACAAAUACGGGUUAGACCACCUUCCGCCUGACCGUACAGCGGACGUUUUCAAGCACUACACAGUACAUGAGAAGAAGUUUGGAGAAAGAGCUGGGAUUGAAGAUGUGAUUGUUAGUAAACGGCGCACUCAAUACGAGAAGCAAGUGGCCGAAAACUCUUUCAACUACGAUGCAUGGUUUGAUUAUUUGCGAUUGCUCGAGAAUGAGGAGUGUCCUCGAGAAGAAGUAGAAGAUCUGUAUGAACGUGCUAUAGCAAAUAUUCCACCGCACGAAGAGAAACGCUAUUGGCGACGAUAUAUUUACUUAUGGAUCAAUUAUGCUCUUUAUGAAGAAUUAACGGCUCACGAUGUGGAACGAACGAGACAGGUGUACAAGGCGUGCCUCGAUGUAAUCCCCCAUAAAAAGUUUACAUUCGCCAAAAUUUGGAUCAUGUUUGCUCACUUUGAAAUAAGGCAAAUGGAUUUAUCGGCAGCAAGAAAGAUCUUGGGAGUAUCCAUAGGAAAAUGUCCAAAAGAGAAGCUUUUCCGAGCAUAUAUUGAUCUUGAGUUACAAUUACGUGAAUUCGAUCGAUGUCGGAAAUUAUAUGAAAAGUUCCUUGAAUAUUCAUCAGAGAACAGCAAUACAUGGAUUAAAUUCGCCGAACUCGAAACGCUCCUUGGUGAUGUAGAACGUGCUAGAGCUAUUUUCGAUGUUGCUGUUCAGCAGCCGGCGUUGGAUAUGCCUGAGAUUUUGUGGAAGGCUUACAUUGACUUCGAAAUCAAUGCAGAAGAGUACGAGAAAGCACGCGAUCUCUACGAAGCGUUACUGCAGCGUACGAACCACAUAAAGGUUUGGAUCUCUUUAGCAGAAUUCGAGUUGUUUAUUGGGAACGUUGACGGAGCCAGAAAGGUAUACGAACGCGCAAAUCGAGCGCUCGAGAAUGCAGAGAAGGAGGAGCGUUUGAUGCUGUUAGAGGCAUGGCUGGAGGCAGAGAAAAAAAUUGGUGAUAUUAAUGCCAUUCAAAAGGUGGAGAACAUGAUGCCACGCCGAGUAAAGAAACGUCGGCAAAUUCAAACCGAGGAUGGUGUCGACGCUGGAUGGGAAGAAUACUAUGACUAUAUCUUCCCGCAGGAUCAAGCCGCGAAAGGAUCAUUCAAACUGUUAGAAGCAGCAGCACGAUGGAAGCAGCAGCGAGAGCAAAUGGCAAAAGAAGCACAAGCUGUGACUGACGACCGAGAUAAAGAGCGUGCAGGAGGUGAUGAAUCAGAUAACGAACCAAAUGACAGAGUCCGAGAAGGUGAUUUGAUAGUUCCUUUUUACAUUGUCAUCUUCUGCGUCUGUGACACGGAUAUGGAAAGUAGUAGCAGUGAUUCGGAUUCCGAAAGCACGUCUAGCUCAUCUGAUUCACGACGGUCGACGUGA